GGGCUGUCUAGAUGCUUCUUCUCCGAUUGCUUCCGUCGCGUGGCGGCAGUGGCGGCCCGGCUGGAACGCGAUACCGUGACGCGUUUUGGGAGUGGACGCGAAGUGGCACUUUCUCCUUUGUCUAGAUCCUUUCGAUAUCCGCUUUUGCAUCAAUACCUCCUUAGAUAUCCUAUAUUGAACAAGGUUGUUGGACGACAUGGAUGGCGAACUGGACUACACGAUGAAUCCGCCGCUCGACACCAGCAGUGCUUCCUCAUCACAGGCUAUAUGGCCAGUACAUAUAUGCAAAGUCGAGGUAAGAGUGUCUCCCAACGCGACUGCACGUUUCGACACCAUCCGUAGCGCGGUGCACAAUUAUAUCACAUCCUCUUUCUCCCACAUCUACCUUCCAUCCACACUUCAAGGCUGGGAAGACGUCCCCCUCCUCGCCUCAUCCGUCGCUCGCAUAAUAGCAUCCGAGUCUCCAUGCGCCCCACCCUCUAUACCCAUCGAACAGAUUUCACUGCAAAUUCACGUAUACCAACCUUCGGAAUCAGACGCUUUCGAAGAGCUUGCAGGUGGUAAUGGGAGAAGUGACGGGGAAGAAGUCAUGGCCGCAACCGUAUGCGAACUCCCCAGUAUUGGGUGGGAGGGAUUAUGGGAGAGCCUCAUAUACCCCGAUGAUAUCAAGUCAAAACUACUGGACUACAUUUACGCCACAGUGGUCUUUAGCGAUGCUGAUGUUGACUUCAACAUUGUUUCUUGGAAUCGCAUGGUCCUGCUACAUGGACCUCCCGGGACGGGAAAGACCUCACUUUGUCGGGCAUUGGCACAGAAACUGUCGAUCCGACUGUCCGACCGGUAUCCAAGUGCUCGAUUGCUCGAAAUCAAUUCGCAUUCACUAUUUUCGCGAUGGUUUUCAGAGUCUGGGAAGCUCGUUCAACGAUUGUUUGGCACUGUAAUGGACAUGGUGGAAGAUGAAGAGACCUUUGUUGUUGUCCUGAUAGAUGAGGUCGAGUCGCUGACCGCAGCUCGUGCUGGAGCUAUGGCCGGCACAGAACCUUCGGACGCACUGCGUGUUGUCAACGCUCUUCUUACACAGUUGGACAAGCUCAAACAUAGAAAGAACGUGCUUGUGAUGUCCACUAGUAACCUCGCCAAAGCAAUUGAUUCAGCAUUUGUCGACCGUGCAGAUAUCGUACAAUACGUCGACCUUCCACCGAGGGAAGCGAUAUACGAGAUUUUGCGUACUUGCCUCUCCGAGCUCAUCACGAAGGGUAUUGUUGCAGACGUGGACGUGCCAAGUCAUACCCAAGCACUGCUAUACGAGCGUACCGCAAAAUUCGUUUCGGUUCCUGUUGCGGCUCCGUCAUUAGAGCCAAUUUCUGACUUGAACCCGCAAAGUCUUGCUCAGCAAGCCGAAGCGAUCUUCGCAUCGGGCGUGUCAGUCAACGGGCAGCCCCAAGCUCAAGACUGGCGAGAAAGAUCAAGAAAGGUUUCGUUAAGGCUUCUUGCUCUGGCGGACAAAUGUCGUGCGCAAGGAAUGUCCGGCCGGUCAUUGCGUCGAUUACCAGUGCUUGCGCAUGCGCGUUACAUUGGCACGCUAUCAAUGCUACCUCCAAAGCCGUCCUCGGUCAACGGAAACAAUGGUAUAAGAAGUAAAACGGCGGGAAGUGUUACCACCCGUGGAGGCGCUGCGACUGAUGUCGAAUUGUGGCUGGAUGCUAUGGAGAAGGUGAUUGAUGCACAAGGUGUGGAGAGGAAUAGGUUAGAAGGAUGAUCGAUGAACGUUGACAACAAUUUACGACAUUGCAUUUCUGCCAUCAGUUUCAAGCAUUGUUCGUUACGCUCACUUUGGGACUUCUGUCAUACUCAGUUUCCUCGUGAUGCACUGGUAGUGCUGUAGCACCUGUAUCAUAAAAGAGAUGUGACUUUCAAGUUGUAGCAUAUUCCAAUGCGGACCAUUAAUCAGAAAAUAAAGCAGAAUGUCGGACUUUUGUGUCCUUAUUCAUGCUCAGUGGAUCCUUCUGUCCCUGAAGAACAUUAAUUCCUCGCUUUCUAU
Molecule: messenger RNA, 2041 nt
Organism: Somion occarium
Lineage: Eukaryota; Fungi; Basidiomycota; Agaricomycetes; Polyporales; Cerrenaceae
Source: the annotation of a GenBank genome assembly